Molecule: messenger RNA, 1671 nt
Organism: Armigeres subalbatus
Lineage: Eukaryota; Metazoa; Arthropoda; Insecta; Diptera; Culicidae
Gene: mspo
Product: spondin-2
Exons: 4
Coding region: 543-1610 (355 amino acids)
Source: RefSeq, a predicted model, not a curated record
CCUGGACGGGUCGUUGAUAGUCAUCGGUGUUAUUUAUUCGCGGAAUAUUAAACCUACAUUUCGGUUUCUGUUCACGCCUCUCGAAGAAACCGUCGGCAGCAGAUGACUCAGUCUUUGGUGUGAUUUCGCCCGGCGCGGUAGAACUUUGACUCUUCUCUCGGCAAACAAAUGUGACAUCGUGCGAUCCGAGGUGAUCUGGGUUUUGCCCCAAGUGCAAGUGAUUGGCGCUCCCAUUACCCAGUGUCAUAAAGUGCUGUGAUCUUCGGUGCAUUUUAGUCAUACAAAAGGUGCCUUUCUCCGAUUAACCCGCGAGUGAUUGAUUCGUCUAGACGAUUUGAUUGGCAGGUUGGAAAUUGUUUCGAGGACACACCUUCGCCGCGAACCUUUCGGUCCAACAUAACCGUCAGCCAUCUAUUGCACCACGCGUUGGAUUGCACCGUCUUGAAGUGAAGAAAUUCCAAACUGUCGUGUGAAAAGUGCUGCUUCCAAGUACAGCAGAGAGCGAACGGGGAGGAAAAAAUCGUAAAAUAGAUUACGCUGAAAUGAUGAAAAUGAAACUAGUUCUGCUGCCGCGGCUGCAGCCCACCGUCCUGCUGCCAUUGCUAUUGCUGCUGCAAAUGGAUUCGACGAUCGCCGAUGGGGCGGUUUUCCAAAGUGAAAGCUGCUCGGACUCGGAAGCGCUCGUCUUCUACCGGAUCAGGCUGGUGGCCAACUGGAGCAAGAAGGUAUUUCCGAAGCACUAUCCCGAGUUUCGGCCUUCACCACAGUGGAGCAUCACCUACGGGCAAUCCCACAACAACUCAUUUCAUUUGUUCCGAAUGAAGGAUUAUGCGUCACCGGCUGUGCAAGCCUUUGCUGAAUCAGCCCAUGCGCGCACGUUGCAGGAGGAGUUGGCCAGCCAAAAUUCCAUUAUCUAUGAUGAGUUUCAUUUGCCUAAGAUACCGAAGGGUGCUGGAUCUACACAGGGAACGUUUUUCGUUGACGGUCGUCACCACAUGGUCUCUUUCAUCACUAAGAUCAUUCCCUCACCGGACUGGUUCAUCGGUUUGGAUUCGUACAAUCUGUGCUCCGAAGGACGAUGGCUCGACAAUAUAACCGUUGAUCUACACCCCGUGGAUGCAGGUACCAGCAAUGGACUUACUUUCACUUCUCCCAAAUGGCCAACCAAUCCACCGAAUGUGAUCGAGAAAAUUACGGCCCGCUAUCCCAAUCAUUUUGCCAGUAGCUUCUUUUAUCCGGAAAUCAAACACCUUCCAGUUAUCGCAAAGGUGACAUUCACGAAGAUUCAUGAGUACCACGGAACGGAUAACGCCCACAAGAAGAUGAAAAAGCUCAAGAACAAGCAACGCAAACGUUUGCUGAAGAAGUUGGCCCUCUUCAACCGGAAGCAGGAAAACGAAACCGUCAAGCAGAUCAACGACUGCGAGGUCAGCAAGUGGUCCGAGUGGAGCGCAUGCAGCCAGUCGUGUGGGUUGGGCAAGCGCACUCGCACGCGGGUCGUGGUGAAACACUCGAAGGAUCAAGGGCUGGAUUGUCCGCGGCUGAUGGAAACACAGUGGUGUGGUUCGGCGAGGGAGUGCACUGACGGUGAGAGUUAUUUUCGGUGGUAGUUUGUCUCGAGGAGGACCCUUGAGUGUUGAGAUCAAUAUAUUGUUGGACUGAUACAUGAAA